Molecule: messenger RNA, 2350 nt
Organism: Macadamia integrifolia
Lineage: Eukaryota; Viridiplantae; Streptophyta; Magnoliopsida; Proteales; Proteaceae
Product: GDP-mannose transporter GONST2-like
Exons: 11
Coding region: 735-1931 (398 amino acids)
Cellular component (GO): Golgi apparatus
Molecular function (GO): antiporter activity; GDP-mannose transmembrane transporter activity
Source: RefSeq, a predicted model, not a curated record
AGUCCGAAACCAUGUUCGUUUCUUUUCGUUUCCGUGCCUGAAGCCCGACGCUUUGCCCCCGCCAUGUUCUCGACGUAGAAGACUAGAUUUAUUUUAUUUUCCUUGCAAUUUAUUCCCUGAUAUCAUCUCGUCCCCGUCAUUGCUGCUAAUUGCAGCUUUCUCCGACGUUGAGACAAGCAAGCAAGCGAGGUGUAAAUAUAGUUUUUCAAUCUUGGAAUAGCGAUGGAUUGCGAUUUGAAGCAGUUGACCUACUGGAUCUCGGGAAGAGCUCCAUUGUGGUCUAUUUUCAACAUUUUAGGUGUCUCUCUUAAUUCUGAAAUCUUGGCAUCGGAUAUCCCUGUGGUAGCUUCGAUUGCAGAGCUCAAAAGCCAUCGAACAGAAAUAGCUGGUCUUCAGAUCCACGCUUUCCGUUCUCCGUUUGUUUUACUUUACGUACAGAGUGUAAAUCCCGGGUUCUCAACACGUCUUUGGCAUGAUGAAUAGAAAACCCUAAUAACUGAAGAUAAAGAAGGUUUCCUUGUUUACCAAGGCAUUUUGUACCUUUUUCCCUCAAUGAAAUCGGCCAUUUCUACUUUCAUAUAAUGGUGUUCCGCUGUGGUAUGUUGGGAUUUCAGAUUGUGGACAGCGGCGGAUCCAAUUUGGUCGAGCAAUCCUCACCAUUUUACUGGUUAAUGCCAUACGCAUGUGCUACUGCUAUUAUUUGUUGUAGUUUCAAGAAUUUGGAUAUUUAAUUCAUGCUUAAGAAGGUGCAGGUCAUGACGUCUGAUCUCAAAUUGGAUGCAAUUUGCCAGGAGUACAAGGGAUCUGAAUUUGGAUCUGUAAAUGAAAAAGUUACUAUUGGGAAGAGAGAAAAUAUAGUGUACAAGAUCCUUGAUGGUUUUCUUAAGCAAGGAAACAAGUCGUUUAUCAAUGUUGCAACAAAUGUCGUACGAAGAGCUACUAAGAGAGGAAAUCUAUCGGCAGUUGGUGCUGAUCUCAUUCUUCGGGUUGAUGGGGAUGAUACACGGGAACAUGACUCUGAAAGAAAAUCUGGACCGCUUCUGUCUGGAAUAGCUUACUGUCUUUGCUCGUGCAGCAUGAUAUUGCUUAACAAAGUUGUACUAUCAAGUUAUGGCUUCAGUGCAGGAAUAUCAUUGAUGUUCUACCAGAAUUUUGUCAGUGUCGUGGUGGUCGUUGCAUUGAGUAUCUUUGGAGCAGUCUCUACAGAAAAGCUCACGUGGAAGCUUGUUAGAGUUUGGAUCCCUGUCAACAUAAUAUUUGUGGGUAUGCUUGUGACUGGCAUGUAUAGUUUGAAAUACAUAAACGUUGCCAUGGUGACAAUCCUGAAGAACGUGACAAAUAUUUUAACAGCAGCUGGAGAAUUAUAUAUUUUCCAGAAGCGUCAGAAUCAGAAAGUGUGGACUGCAAUGUUCUUGAUGAUCAUCUCUGCUGUUAGUGGUGGAAUCACUGAUAUUUCUUUUGAUGCAGUGGGUUAUGCCUGGCAAAUUAUGAAUUGCAUUUUUACAGCAAGCUACUCUCUGACACUGCGGCAUGUAAUGGAUACAGCAAAGCAAUCAACAAGAUCUGGGUCUCUUAAUGAAGUUACAAUGGUGUUGCUAAACAAUGCAUUGUCUUUACCCUUUGCCAUCUUCUUGAUUCUGAUACUCAAUGAAUGGGAAUAUGUAUAUAAAGUGGAUGUAAUUAGGAUACCAAUGUUUUGGUUUGUGGCAACAGCCAGUGGAUUGCUUGGACUUGCCAUUAGCUUCACCUCUUUGUGGUUCUUAAAUCAAACAGGCCCCACCACAUAUAGUCUAGUUGGUUCCUUGAACAAGAUACCCAUAUCUCUAGCAGGAAUAGUGUUGUUCAAUGUUCCAGUCAGUCUUCCAAAUCUCUUCAGUAUACUUUUUGGCUUGUUUGCUGGAGUAUUCUUUGCGAAGGCUAAAAUGUCCUAAUGCCAGUAGCUUGUUGACUAGGUUUGGAAGAGUUGGCAUUGGUCGAGUCUUGCAAACAAGCGGCAAGAAAAACCAUAUCUCGACUUACAAAUGGGAGUCACUAAUUAUUAGAAAUGGGCAAUAAAUUGGUGCUUGCGACUUUGCAAGCAAGCUGCAAGAAAGAUGUCAGCAGCUACCUGGUGUUUGUGGAUAGGCCAACAAGAGAAGCCUUUCCCUGCACUUCUACUUCAGAUAUUAGUUACUUCCAGCACAAGAGAAGAAAUGGGAGGGAAAAUCAUUCUAGGCAAGAAAAGCUUUGUAAUGUACCGAGGCCAGCUGACACAGAAAGACUAGAAAUCACCAUCAAAGGAGUCACGAGUAUGAAAUUUGUUGUGACAUUCUUCUAACAUUAUUAACAAACUUUGGUGCCACUUAUUAUU